Rangifer tarandus platyrhynchus (Svalbard reindeer) is the source of this 384-nucleotide messenger RNA. The record is from the annotation of a GenBank genome assembly. Lineage: Eukaryota; Metazoa; Chordata; Mammalia; Artiodactyla; Cervidae.
AUGGCGGCCUCUGAGGCAGUGGAGGCGGAUCCCGCGGCUCUCGCCUCGGGUGCCCCGGCUGUCCCGGCGGCCGCAAGGGGUGCCGCCGCAGCCUCAGGUCCUUGGGGUCCCCCCAGGCAGCUGAGAGGCAGCCAACCCCGACCCACGGUGGCGAGGCAGCAGCCCAUGGGCUCAGUGUCGCCAGCCCCGGAGCUCUUCCAGCCGCUGGUGAGCGAGCUGUCCUGGGCCGUGAGGACCAACAUCCCGUGCAUGGUGCACAGCUGCAGUGAGAUCCUGCCCAACAGCCCCGCGCUCAACAUGCACCGCCUGUGGGAUGGCACAGUGAAUCCAAGAAUAAGAAAAGUUUUGAAAACCGUACCGAAAUUCUACGGCUGCUGCUGCUAA